UCGGGACGGAGCGGCGCACACCCGCAGAGCCCAGAGCCUCCUCUCCACAGAACUGACCUCACAGACCCUGUGCUGUUCCGGCGUUGUCCCGGGGUGACGCGGAUCAGGCGGACAUGGACGCCGGUCCCGGUUUGGACACGCACGGUUCGGAUGCGGUUCUGCUCCUGGAGACGGUGAACUUCGCUGCAGAAAAACACAGGACCCAGCGGCGCAAAGACCCGGAGGCCACGCCGUACAUCAACCACCCGAUCGGUGUGGCGAGGAUCCUGAGCCACGAGGCUGGAGUCACAGACGUCUGCAUCCUCCAGGCGGCUCUACUCCAUGACACUCUGGAAGACACGGACACGUCCUUAUCGGAGCUUCAGUCCCGAUUUGGUCCCGUCGUGUCUGGAAUUGUGUCCGAAGUCUCCGACGACAAAUCUCUGUCCAAAGCUGAGAGAAAACGCCUCCAGGUGGAGCACGCGCUCCACUGCAGCCCUCAGGCCAAACUGGUCAAACUGGCUGAUAAACUGUACAACCUCAGAGACCUACAGAGAGUCAGUCCUGUGGGCUGGUCGGAGCAGCGCGUGCAGGAGUACUUUGUCUGGGCUCGUGAUGUGGUGAAAGGUCUCAGAGGAACCAGUCCAGUCCUGGAACAGAAACUAGACCAGAUCUUUACCCAACGAGGAGUCCACACAUCAGACUGAAACCAGGUCUAGAUUAGGACUAAACCAGGAUUAAACCGAACUAAAGCAGGACUUCAACAAAAUACAAAAUAAAGCACCAACAAGGAGUCGACACAUCAGAUUGAAAAUACAACACUACAAAAUGAACCAUCAUCAAAAGCAAAGAUACAAAAUGGGGCUGAGUAGUUGAUCUAGAGAUGGUGGUUCAGUCACGUCUAACAGUCAGUGAUAUGGUCAGAGUUUUUGAAUCGUCAAUAAAAUCAUAGUUUUGAGCAGAGUUCAAAAUUAAGGAGGUAAAAUGCAUUUAUUUUUUAUUUGUGUUACAGAUUAAAAGUCUGUACUGUUUAUGUUCAUGAAAUCAUUUAAAUUUUGGCUUUGAAAAGACUAAAUAAAAUAGAACUGAAAAUUGAGAUUGAUCAAUAUGAGGAAAAAACAUCUGGAUUACGGUAAUUUUUUUCACAUAUUGCCCAGUUCUAAUAAAAAAAUAAAAUAAAAUGAAAGGAGAAGGAGAUGGGCUGAACUGUUUGCCCCCUCUGGUGUCUUUCUUGCUGCUGUGCUCAAAUACAGAGAUUUAUAUAAACACUGUAUGUCUGUCAUGACUGUUUUACAUUUGAAUAAAACCUUAUUGUGUCUGAGCCAAA
Messenger RNA from Periophthalmus magnuspinnatus, 1306 nucleotides. RefSeq names its product HD domain containing 3 (gene hddc3). The record is from RefSeq and is a predicted model, not a curated record. The coding region runs from base 114 to 686 and encodes 190 amino acids. Gene Ontology annotation, molecular function: guanosine-3',5'-bis(diphosphate) 3'-diphosphatase activity. The transcript is spliced from 4 exons. Lineage: Eukaryota; Metazoa; Chordata; Actinopteri; Gobiiformes; Gobiidae.